Messenger RNA from Gopherus flavomarginatus (Mexican gopher tortoise), 3669 nucleotides. RefSeq names its product trichohyalin-like. Lineage: Eukaryota; Metazoa; Chordata; Testudines; Testudinidae. Bases 22 to 2256 code for a protein of 744 amino acids. The transcript has 17 exons. The record is from RefSeq and is a predicted model, not a curated record.
AAGGAAGAAAACAGAGACUUAAUGAGACAGCUGAGGGAGCAGCAACAGGCCACCCAGCUGCUACAGCUACAGCAAGAGCUGACUACAAACACAUCUGUACUGGGAUCAGGCUCAGAGAGGACUUCAGAACAAGAGGCCCUUUACAAAGAGAUCCAGGAAACCCACGACAGGAUAAAGAGGCUGGAGAAUGAAAAAGCUGAGAUGAAGUCCGAGAUCAGGAAGCUGAAGCUGGACGGCGCUUCCGUCCUGCGGAUUGAACUGGACGCCUGUAAGCAGGAGCUGGAGCUGGAAAAGAGCCGCAGUCAGGCUCUGAAUGGCAAAGUGCAGCUGCUGCAGUCUCGGCACUGGGACAAUGCUACUCCACCACAUGAACAGAUCAAGUUCCCAACAGCCUCCAAUACCACAGCAACAUCUGGCUUAGAGAUGGAUUGUCCUGUGUCCUCUCCAAGAAGUUCUCAGAUUUCCAGUCCUCAAGGAGAGCCGUUGGCCCUGGAGAGCCCCCGGGGCUUGAUGGCCUCAGGGGGCCUGUCUGAGGUGGAGAGACUGAAGCAGAAGCUCCAGAGGGAGACUGCAUCCCGGCAGGAAAAGGAGGCACUGAUCUGGACUCUGAGAGAGCAAUUAGAAGAACUGAAACUAAAGCAGCCAGGAGACAUCAAGCUUGUUGGCAGAGGGGUCCAAUGCCAGUUUUUCUCUCUCAUGCUUCAGGCCUCCCUGGAGGAAGUAGACACCGAGUUAGUGCUGGUCCGAGAAGAGCUGCAGAAGGUUUGGGACAUGCUGAAAACCCGUGAUACGGCACUGGAAGAACAACGGCUGAAGUUAGAAUCGUCCAGGAGCCAGUACACUGAAUGCAGCUCAGAGAAGCUGAGACUGGAACAACUCGUCGCCUCUCUGGAGCACCAGCUGGCGGAGAGAGAACAGGCCUUGAGGCACCUUCAACAAGCAAGUGAGAUGGAAAAAAACAAAUUGGAGAUUCAAGCCUCUUCAUUAGAGCUGAAGCUGGCAGAAGUGGAGGUCCUGAGAGACGACGCCCAGCGACGCAACCAGGCAUCAGGCCCCCUAGAGGUACAGAACUGGGGCCCCAGGCAGGGCCAUGCCAGCCACUCCCAAGGGAAGUGCUCCCGGUGCGAUGCUUUUCUGGCGCAGCUGAACAAGAUGAUUCAAAGCUGUACAAAGAAAGGGGCUGUGCUGCAGGAGGACCAGGCCUUGACCUACCUGUGUGAGCUGCAGGGGCUCCUCAAGGGGCUGAGUCCGUGCACGGCCAGCCAAGUCACAAGGAGCCCCCAGGAAAAGAGCCAGACCCUGGAACAGCAGCAUCAGUUGGUGACUGAGCAGCUCAAGGGCUUGUUCAGACAGAGGCAGCAGCUGCAGUCAGGGCACAGGAAGCUGUCAAGAGACCAGAAGGACGAGUGCUCAGUGGAGCAAUGGGUGACGAACCCUCAAGUGAAUGCAAGAGGAGCCAUCAAGCCACACGGGAAACCUCCACAGGAGCUAAAGGAAAAGCAGCAGCCUGUGCCAGGAGAUCUGGGCUUCUCCGCCAGCACCGAAGAAGCGCAGAGCCUCAGGCUGCAACUGCAAGAGAAAACGGAAAUGAUUUCCGCCAUGGCCUCUGAGAUCCAGGGACUGCAGCAAAAGAACGAACACCUGAUGAAAGCGAAACUGCGGUUUCAGCAGCAAAUCCAGGACAUCCGCAGCCUCCAGCAGCAGCGACAGGAAAGGAGCGACUCAGACCUGCUGGUUCCUAGGCUCUCCAGCCAGCAAGAGCUGGAGUUGGGCCUGAGCCAGCGGAGCGAUGGCUCUGGACCUCUGACUGGCGGUGAUCCCCAUGCUUCCUCCCUCUGCCCCUCGCACAGCAGAGCGGCUCUGUACCUAGCCAAGCAGGUGGUGCUGCCCGAGGCAGGAGACGAGCUGCGUUGCUUCAGUUCUGAAAGCAGUGGCAGCCAGUCCCACAGGUCCCAGGCAGGGUCAGAACUGCCAGCGCCACCGCUGAGCAAGCUCCCUGCUGAUUCUGUGACUGGGAAGCUGUCUCCCCCUUCCACACUGCCCCUCCCAGCCUCCACCUCAGCAUCUGGCAAAUCCUCCCCCGAGGCCCGCUCCUCCCCAGUGAGCCCCCGGAGUCAGCCUGGAAGCCAGGAGUCCUCAUAUACUCCCAAGGGGGCAGUGCUGCUCUCGCCGAGACCCUUCCGGGCACAACGACUGGGCUCUCCCUUUAAAUUCAGAGUGAGCCCGGAACCCCCAGGGGAGAGCUGUGGCAGCUGAAGCACCCUGUCCGUUGAGGUCAGACUAGAUGAUCACAACGGGCCUCUUCUGGCCUUGGAAUCUAUGAAUCCUGCAUGGCUGGGUACAUGUGGCUUUGAAUGAUCUGCUCUGUGCCCUCUCCUUGUCCUCUGAGCUGUUCGCCGUAGAGUCUGGCUGGUAAAUGAAUGAACAUAGCAUGUUCUCUUGGAACUGGCUGUUUCCCCCUGGCAGCGGGGAAAGGUGGUCUCCUGACCCCUUGGGUUGGAAUUCAGAUUGGGGGCAUUACAGGGGAGGGGCUGUUCUUGCACUAGCUGGGCAACUAAGUCCAACAGUCCUCGAUGCCUCGCCCUGCGCACCUGGGCCUCCUGGAGUUGGGAGCCACCAGUGUGGUCUGUGAGCAGCAAAUGGUUUGAUGUAUGCUACAGGUUCUUCCCCUGCCCUCCUUGCCCGAGCAUCUGAGCACCUGCCGCUCAUGCAUUAAGGGAUUUGACUCACUUUUGCCACACAUAGGUCUUGCUUUCGCUCGUCUUCUCCUCAGGGGGAGAACUGUGCAGUGAAGUGUUGGGAAACAUACCCCCUGCUCUGUGUUUAUAUGGGGAAGGGACGGUCAGAGGGGUGCGCCUGGCACCUAGACCACAAGGUAGGGAGGAUUGUGAUGGUCCUUGGGUUCAUCCCACAGUCUGAGGCUGGCCCCCAAGAGAGCUCUGCCUCCUGCAUAGCCGAGCCGAGCUUUACCCUGAAGUUAGGAAGUGCCUUGGUGCCAGAGGAGCAGAGCCCAGCCAGGCCCCAGCCCAGAGCUUUAGGUGAUCUUCUACAUAGGCUGGGCCUCUUCUGUUCCCCCCGAGAUAGAGAGCUGCUUCUCCUUCCCUGGAAGCUCAACCUCCUGAGGGAGAGAAGGCCUUAGAUAGAGUACCUCAAGCUACACCAGCUGCACUGCUCAGCUGCUGCACUGAGGAACAGGUAGCAGAGCAGGCCCUCGUAGCUCUCUGCCUCCAGUUCCCUCGUCCCUAGCAGCCCUGCCUUCAGAGUCAUCAGGCAGUGAUCACCGGAUGGGCCGACCUUUUGCACUGUAAGCCAGAUCUCCCUUACUGCUCACCGCUGUGCUGCUGCAGCCCUUCCAAAGAGCUGGAAGAGUUGGUGGAGGGGGCAGGUGCCCCACUGGCAGUGUUUGGGUUUCCCAGGGAAGUGGGGUUCAGUGGUGGGCAGCUAAGGAUUGUCAGCAUAGUCACAGAUGGAUUUGAUUUUUGUGAAGGCCUGAUGCCCUCUGGAGCAGGCCUUGAUCCUCUCCCCCAGCUCUCCGUGCUGCCCUGUGCUUGCUGUGAAAACCCCUUGGCAUCGGGCACCGAUCGCUAUCCCCGCAGCUGAUUUCUGGGGUGGGAGCGAAUCCCCACUCUCACUAUUCUGCUUUCUGUGUGGAUAAUGUGUCUGUCUUCC